AUGCGACGAAUGUUGUCUCAGACACCCGGAUCUACAGCAUUCAUGGCUUCUUCUGAGCACCCAAAAGUACAGAUCAGAACCAGUGUGAUCCAACGGAGUGAUGAGUGCAUUAAUGAUUUGGACUUGGGAAGGAUGAUGACGGGUUCUCUGGCUCGACCAAACUCCCUCUUUUUACGAACCGGUGGAACCCGGAAAGUAGGUAGUGAGAUUGUGUCUUUUCAGAAGUUCUCAUGGAAUGGUUCAUUUCCCUCUGAGCAGCUUGAACUUGAAGCAAAACAGAAGAACAUGGAAGCACCUGUUGUGGUAGUCACUGGAGCCUCCAGAGGCAUUGGCCGUGCAAUUGCACUUUCCUUAGGUAAAGCCAAUUGCAAGGUCUUGGUCAACUAUGCCAAGUCAUCCACGCAAGCUGAGGAGGUUUCCAACUUGAUUGAGGCGUUUGGUGGACAAGCUAUUACCUUCGCGGGAGAUGUUUCAAAUGAAGCUGAUGUGGAGUCUAUGAUUAAAACUGCAGUUGAUGCUUGGGGAACUGUUGAUGUAUUGGUAAAUAAUGCAGGAAUUACUCGAGAUGGUUUGUUAAUGAGAAUGAAGAAAUCACAGUGGCAGGACGUUAUUGAUCUGAAUCUCACUGGUGUUUUUCUUUGCAUGCAGGCAGCAGCAAAGAUUAUGACGAUGAAAAAGAAGGGAAGGAUAGUCAAUAUUGCAUCAGUUAUUGGUCAGGUUGGCAAUGUUGGACAAGCCAAUUAUAGUGCUGCAAAGGCAGGGGUAAUUGGCCUCACAAAAAGUGCUGCCAGGGAAUAUGCUAGCAGAAACAUCACUGUCAAUGCAGUAGCCCCUGGGUUUAUUGCAUCUGAUAUGACUGCCAAGCUACGACCAGACAUUGAGAAAAAAAGAUUGGAGUUAAUCCCCUUAGGAAGAUUUGGCCAACCAGAAGAAGUUGCUGGACUUGUGGAAUUCUUGGCUCUUAAUCCUUCUGCUAAUUACAUCACUGGACAGGUGUUCACCAUUGAUGGAGGUUUGACAAUUUCAGCUGAGCUUUUUUACAGGUUGCUUCUUGAGAUGAAUUUGGGAUAUUGUUGCAUUUUGGUGACUCUAUGGUACACUGUUCUAGUUGCUUAUUCACUCCAACGGUUAAACAUUGCCUUGGAAGCUUGA
This is a messenger RNA of Sphenostylis stenocarpa, 1152 nucleotides long. NCBI's taxonomy places the organism in Eukaryota, Viridiplantae, Streptophyta, Magnoliopsida, Fabales, Fabaceae. The record is from the annotation of a GenBank genome assembly.